CGGAGGCCGGCGGCCGGGCGCCCAUGGCGUUCGCGCUGCUGCGCCCGGUCGGCGCGCACGUGCUGUACCCAGACGUGAGGCUGCUGAGCGAGGACGAGGAGAACCGCAGCGAGAGCGACGCGUCAGACCAGUCGUUCGGCUGCUGCGAAGGGCUGGAGGCGGCACGGCGUGGCCCGGGUCCCGGGAGCGGGCGGCGGGCGAGCGGCAGCGCGGGCCCCGUGGUGGUGGUGCGGCAGCGACAGGCGGCCAACGCGCGCGAGCGAGACCGCACGCAGAGCGUGAACACAGCCUUCACUGCCCUGCGCACGCUCAUCCCCACCGAGCCCGUGGACCGAAAGCUGUCCAAGAUCGAGACGCUGCGUCUGGCGUCCAGCUACAUCGCCCACCUGGCCAACGUGCUGCUCCUGGGCGACGCGGCCGACGACGGGCAGCCGUGUUUCCGCGCGGCGGGCGGUGGCAAGAGCGCGGUCCCCGCCGCCGACGGCCGUCAGCCGCGCUCCAUCUGCACCUUCUGUCUCAGCAACCAGCGCAAGGGGGGCAGCCGACGUGACCUGGGGGGCAGCUGCUUGAAAGUGAGAGGCAUAGCCCCCCUUCGAGGGCCUCGGCGAUGAGCCUGUGUCCCUGUGGUAUUUUCUCCAAGAAGGACUCCAACAGGGUAAAAGGCCACAAGCCAACCCCUAGCUGGACAGGAGAGAAGAUUCCAGAAGCUCAAACCAUUCCUGCUUCAUGUAGGGACUGGAGGACAAUGGCCUGGACACAGGGCUCGUCCUGGAGAGCCAUGAGGACCCUUCUAGCCAUUCAGGCCUAGCUGGCCAGAAACAAGGCAGAAAUUUUAGAAAAUCAAAGACUAUUUUUGAAAGUGUGUUUGUGUCUGUGUGAAUGUGAUAUGUGAGCGAAUCCAGGGGGGGUGUCAAAAUAAAGGUAUUUUUAAAUAAA
Messenger RNA from Grammomys surdaster, 936 nucleotides. RefSeq names its product transcription factor 15 (gene Tcf15). The record is from RefSeq and is a predicted model, not a curated record. The transcript has 2 exons. Gene Ontology annotation, biological process: developmental process; regulation of transcription by RNA polymerase II. Bases 24 to 611 code for a protein of 195 amino acids. Lineage: Eukaryota; Metazoa; Chordata; Mammalia; Rodentia; Muridae. Gene Ontology annotation, molecular function: DNA-binding transcription factor activity, RNA polymerase II-specific; RNA polymerase II transcription regulatory region sequence-specific DNA binding; protein dimerization activity.